AUGGCUCGAAAGGGCAGUCGGAAGACUAGAACUGGCUGCAUAACAUGCAAGAUACGCAAAGUGAAGUGUGACGAGACCAAGCCAACCUGCAAUCGCUGCGCAGCCACCGGCCGCCAGUGUGAUGGCUACAGUCCAGCGCCCUCGCCAACAAACAAAUCCCAACUCCGCCGCUACCGACCGCACCAUGUCUUUCCGGGAGCAGACGGGGUCGGGGAGGGCAGAGCCUUGCAGUUUUUCUGCGAGGUAGCCGGUCCUUACAUGUCGGGUGCCGUGGACCCUCAUUUCUGGCCUAAACUGGUAAUGCAGUUCACCAGCUUCGAGCCUGCCGCGCGCCACUCUGUCAUUGCCAUCAGUACCCUCUGUGAACGUCUACAAUUCCAGGAGGACAUGGAUGAAGAGAUCCUCUUGAAGGACGAUCUUUACGCCUUGCAACAUUAUAACACAGCUAUCCAUGACCUCAGGACUAUGACCUCCCCUGAGCGAAGUCCUGUCAUACUGCUGGUGUGUCUGCUGUUUAUCACUAUUGAAUUCCUACAAGUCAACCGUGAAGAGACGGUAAAGCACUUGAAACACGGAUUCCAGCUUCUGAAAAGCACAAUCAGGGACUAUGCCUGGACUAAGGAACACUUGCUGCCUCUGUUUCGACGAUUGAGCAUCUACGCUUUCCUGCACGCGACCGAUCCUAGAGACUUUCCCAAUCUGGAAGGUCUCGAGCAUCCGAUUCCCAGCAGCUUUUCAACAUUUUAUGACGCCCAAAGAAUGGUUGACGACAUCUUCAGCCGCACCAUGCGGUUGGUGCGGAAUGGCGACCCUUAUAGAAUAUACCCGGAAGAACACCAAAUUGUGCCGCCUGACUUACUCGAUGAGCAAGCCAGUCUUGCGUCAUCACUAGAUCAGUGGAAGAUACUAUUCGAUGCAUUUGAAGCCCGGCCCGCAUCACCACCGAGCGAGCCUGUUCCCGGGCAAGAGACUCUAACAACGGCGUUACGAUACGUCAUUGUGUCACGAUACGAGUGUUGCAGAAUAUGGCUGAACACGGCGUUUGGUGACAAAGAAUACGACUACGACAGUCACUUGGCUGUAUUCAAAGCGAUGUCCACAGAAGCAGGGAUAGUAGAUCCGGAGGUCCUUGCGACUUUUGAAGGGUCUCCUUACUUCACAUUCGACACCGGCUACCUUCCUUCAAUCUCACUAAUUGCAACGAGAUGUGCGCAUUUGGAGGCGACAUUAAAAAAUCUUAGACUGAAGCCACUUCCAGGCCUCCCGAGAGAGAAUAUGUGUCUGCUAGCCCAGGCCGGAGAUUGUCUGUGCGAAGCGUUACCAGCAUCUUUACGGAACCUUAGUCAACUGGAGAUUGCGGAGUCCAGUAAUACUUGA
Messenger RNA from Colletotrichum costaricense, 1377 nucleotides. RefSeq names its product C6 zinc finger protein. NCBI's taxonomy places the organism in Eukaryota, Fungi, Ascomycota, Sordariomycetes, Glomerellales, Glomerellaceae. Gene Ontology annotation, molecular function: zinc ion binding; DNA-binding transcription factor activity, RNA polymerase II-specific. The record is from RefSeq and is a predicted model, not a curated record. Bases 1 to 1377 code for a protein of 458 amino acids. The transcript has 2 exons. Gene Ontology annotation, biological process: regulation of DNA-templated transcription.